CGGAGAAUCUGGAGAGCAGCAUCCCCGGCUCGGCUGUCCCAGCAGCUGCUCCUGCACUAUCCGUGGACUCCCCACAACCCAGGGCUCUAGGGGGAACUCAUUUUCCACAGCGGAGGAGGGGCAGGAGUCACCAACCCAUCCCCCUUUAUCUCAUCUUCCUCCAUCCCUCCUCCUCCUCCUCCUUCUCGUCCUUCCCUGAGCCGCUGCCGGCUGGGGCCCGGUGCCAGCCGUGGGGGUCCCUUCGCUGUCUCUCCGGUGACUCCCGGCCUGGGAGGAAGAGGAGGGGUGGGGGCGGGAGCCGCGGCUUCGCGGGGGACCGGGAGGGAGCCUGAGUCCUUCUCCAUGGCGAGGCCGGGGGAGAGGAAGCUCCCGAGGAGGGAACCCGGGAGCUGACUCAGCGGAGCAGUGCAGCAUGUUUUCCCGGGAGCAGGGCUUCCCUGCCGGAGCCUGCGGAGGGAGGUCUGAGGAGGUAGCGCGGUGCUUCAGCAAUGUUAUAGACUCUCCCACUGAAGGCUUUCCAUGUGCCCUCACUCCGGCUGCCCCCAACAAGACUGUGGACUUGUUUGAGAUGAUUGAAAAAAUGCAGGGGAGUCGUCUGGAUGAACAGAGAUGUUCCCUUCCAGCUCCUCUCAAGACAGAAGAGGAGUAUAUUCCUUACCCCAGCAUCCAUGAGGUAUUACAGAAAGGGUGGCCAUAUCCUCUCAUUAUCUUACCCCAGUUUGGGGGCUACUGGAUUGAAGGGACCAGCCACAACCUGUCCAGCUUGAGUCCAACUCUGUCUGAUGUACCCUUUCCCUGGAGUGGUAAAGUGAAACUGGAAAGUGACCCUACAGCCAAGCUGUACCGCAAACAUUUUCUGGGAAAGGAGCACCAGAACUUUUACUCCAGUGACAUGUCCUUGGGCUACCUAGUACUUUCUGUGAAGUAUGAACAGAUUGAGAAGCAGGAAAAUCUACGCCUGUUGCUGAGGACUCGUACUGGCACCAAACAUGACCUAAUCCCCAUUUCCUGUCUGAAUGAGUUUCCCAAUGCUGUCCAGAUGGCAAAGCUACUGUGUGAGGAUGUGAAUGUUGAACGCUUCUUUCCUGUCCUCUAUCCCAAGGCUUCGCAGCUUAUUGUUGCAUUUGAUGAACACGUCAUAAGCAAUAACUUCAAAUUUGGGGUCAUCUACCAGAAACCUGGACAGACAACUGAAGAAGAAGUCUUCAGUAACACAGUAGAGAGUCAGGGUUUCCUGGAGUUCCUGGAUUUUCUUGGUGACAAGAUUCAGCUGCAGGAUUUCCGUGGGUUCCGGGGAGGCUUGGAUGUUACCAGAGGUCAAACAGGCACUGAGUCAGUCUAUACAAAUUUCCGGGGGAAGGAGAUCAUGUUUCAUGUAUCUACAAAGCUGCCCUUCACAGAGGGAGAUUCCCAACAGCUUCAGCGGAAGCGUCACAUUGGGAAUGACAUUGUAGCCAUCAUCUUCCAGGAUGAAAGCACACCUUUUGUCCCUGAUAUGAUUGCUUCUAAUUUCCUACAUGCUUAUGUGGUAGUUCAGCUCACUCAUAGCACCACUGGGGACACUCUCUACAAGGUUUCAGUCACAGCCCGAGAUGAUGUCCCCUUCUUUGGACCCCCUCUGCCAAAUCCAGCCAUAUUUAAAAAGAGUGCAGAAUUUCGUGAAUUCCUUCUGGUCAAGCUCAUCAAUGCUGAGUACAGCUGCUAUCGAGCUGAGAAAUUUGCUAAAUUAGAGGAAAGAACACGGAGUGCCCUCUUGGAGAGCCUUUUUGAGGAGCUGCAGCUUCGCAGCCGCAGUAUGAUGGGAUUACCCACAGGGGAGGAUGACAAGAUAGAGAAUGGCAGUGGGGGCUUCCUGGAAAAUUUCAAGCGGGUGAUCAGAGGCCGCAGCCAGAGCCUGGAUACCAUGGGGAUAUCCAUGAGAAAGCAGCAGCCAGCCACCCUGCCCAGCCGCCCAGCUACAGCUGGCCUUGCCCUCAGCCAGAGUGUCGCCGAGGGCCCUAAGGCCAUUGCUGCGUCUUUUGCCUUACCUGGUAGGAGCCCAUCACGUACUCGAGCCAGCCGCUUCCAUGGGCGACGGAGUAGUGCCAUUGGCAUUGAGAACAUACAGGAGGAAAAGAGCAGAGACACUGCAGAGAGGAUACAGAGGGUGUUGGACAGUCCUGGAACUUUCUUUGACCUGAAGUCUGAUGGAUCAUCCAGUCCCAGCUCCCCAGAGUUCCCCAGCAGGAAGAGCAAUUUGCUCUGGAGUGAUUUUGGAGCUUCAUGGAGAAGCUUGGACAAGGACACAUCUGAGUGGGGACAUCAAGCCAAUCAGGAGUGGACCGGAUGCUACUCAGUCAUUGGUUACCUCACUGAAGAUACUGGCAAGACUUUUGGGGUGAAAUGAGAGUCCUGGCUAAGAGGAGCAUGAACGUACUUAGAGGACCUCAAGGACUGUGGAGAGACCAAUGGCACCAAGUAACGCUCCACUGGCAGUUCCUGGAGCAGGAAUUCUGGGAGAGGGAGAUGGACAGAGAGCUCCUGUUGGAGCAUUUUGGCUCUAUGCUCUUCCCAUUGCCCAGUCAGCAGCCACUGAACCAGCCUCUGCUAAUGAUGGGGAACGGAGGCCACCUUGAGUGCGACCCCUUUGCUUCCCCUUCGUUCAAAUGAGUAAGAAUAUCUUGGCCUGCAGAAGGCAAGAGCAGAGGAACACGUUUCCACCUCUGUCUCUAGUGCCUUUGAAUUACAUAGGUCAGGAAACGCAGUGCAGAGAACGAGGAUGGAGAAACCUGCUGAGGAAAGAUGCUGAGAAGCAGAUACUUUGUGGAAAUCUAGAUCCCAGUUCACUUAAAUUCAUGUUAUUGUUUGCUCUGCUGAGGGAGAAGCAUGUUGGCUUUCAUUUCCUCCAAAAUAUAUUUCCUAAAUUAGAGGAAAUAUCUUUGGCCUAUAUUGGCCCUAUCUUUACUGUUCUCCCUGUUGCAUGCUGGCAUGGAAUAUGCCUGGGACUUUAGGUUUCAUUACUGCUUGUAGGUCAAGAUUGGCCACAUUUUGCAGUGUUUCUGAAGGAAUAAAUAUAUUUAGUAUGUUAAAAGUGUCUUAUCUUUCUUGCCUCUCUUAGCUUUUUUUAUAUUUCUUAACAUUUUUAAGCACUCAUCUCUCCCUUACUGGCUAGUCUUACGCAAACAGUGGUAUUUCCCCAUAAAUUUUAGGCUUACAUGCACAGUGCACCUUCUACCAUGUAAGCAUGUCAGCCUCAUGGACUGCUAUAUCUCCUAGAUGACUGUAAGCAGUGGAUCACAAAUUCUGAUCUGGGAAGAGCUGACCUUAAGGGUCUUUCUUGAUAGUUAUGAAACAUGCACCGGGCUACCUCAGUGUCUGUGUCAUUUGAGAAAGUAGUGGUAAAGUGAUCCAAUACAGUUUGCUUUGAAUAUCCCUGUUGAAUGACCCUGUGAGACCUAAAAGUUUAGUGGAAUGGACCUAAAGGAGCCCAUCUACUGGCAACUUGUCACAUGGAAAAUCACCAGGAUGGGAAUCUGACCUAGGUGUGUUCCUGUUUGUAAGCAGGAGGAAGUUCUGACAUGCCUGUGCAAGAGCUUGGCACUUUAUGCUAAAUAGUUUGACACUGAGACAGCCUGCAGAUCUCAGUAAUUUGUUUCAACCUUCCCAUUGCUUUGUUAAACUUUCUUAGUUAACUGUUCUAUAAUACUGGUUAAUGUUUGUGUAUUUUCCUGCCUUCUCGUGUUACACCUGUCCAGAAAACCAGCAGUAACAAUUUAUAAGCUCUAUGGCAUGAAAAGUGUGCUUUUUAUAGUCCCUUUGUUCUGUCUGGAAUUUCACAUAAGACCAAACAUGAUAGUCUGAUAGUAGCUGUGGGAAUGGGAGGCCAAGACUGGGUCUUCACUGCCCUUUAUACUCAGUUUCACGUCUCUUCAUAUUAUAUUUAGGCUUCUAAGUCUCUGAUCUCCAAAAUAAGGCAUCCGUUGAUUUUAAUGAAUGUCUAGAUGUAUUUGAUACUUAAAUGCAGAUGGUGUGACUCACUCCGCUUUACUACGCCUAAGUCUGUGACUUAAAAAUUCAGUUAGAUUUGUCCUUUCAUACGGUUAUCCAGCAUGGAGACAAAGAAGUGGUGUUUCUACUAAAUGAUGUAGCAACUAGAACAUAAGGUAUGCAAGCCAGUUCACUUGUUUUCUGCUCCUAGGUGGAAAAACUAGCUGUGGAUGAGUCAUUUCUUCUUACUGUUUCUGAUUGCUGUAUAAUAAAGUUAUGCCACAAAAAAUUAAGCCUGUGUGUAACAAUAAGCAUGAUGAUGUUGAAUGCUUGCAU
Manacus vitellinus (golden-collared manakin) is the source of this 4302-nucleotide messenger RNA. RefSeq names its product RAP1 GTPase activating protein (gene RAP1GAP). The record is from RefSeq and is a predicted model, not a curated record. Bases 413 to 2386 code for a protein of 657 amino acids. Gene Ontology annotation, molecular function: GTPase activator activity. Gene Ontology annotation, biological process: regulation of small GTPase mediated signal transduction; activation of GTPase activity. Gene Ontology annotation, cellular component: cytoplasm. NCBI's taxonomy places the organism in Eukaryota, Metazoa, Chordata, Aves, Passeriformes, Pipridae. The transcript has 21 exons.